AUACUAUCUAAUCAAUCAUAAAACAAUAUUCAAAUCGACGGCCACAUCAAUAAAGACCUUUUACGACUCUUGUGUUAUCAUUUUGAAAAUUUGGAAAAUAUAAUGGAGGUGUCUGGUAAACGGCUGAGCUCUGAAUUCGACCAAGCAUCCGACGAAGUUUGUCAUCCGUGCCAGCCAUGUCAAUAUUCAGGAAAACAGACGAAUUCGAAGGGGUUUUGCAAAGAAUGCGAGGAAUACAUUUGUGGACAAUGUAUUAAGUACCACCAAAGUCUGAAGGCAACCAGAGGUCAUACUAUUUUGGCAGAAGAGGAAGAUUUUAAACCUCAAGGACAAACCCAAAGCAAAAAUUGGAGCGUAAAUUGUGAAGUACAUGCAGAAGAGAAAGUUAAGUUUUUUUGCCCAAAUCAUUCAAGGCUUGGAUGCAACGUUUGCAUGGUUUUAGAGCAUAAAACCUGUGACGUAGCCUAUAUUCCAAACGUUGCUAAAGAUUUUCGUGCAAGCGACACUUUCCGCAAAUUUUCAACUCAACUAUCGGAAUUCGAAACUGAUGUUGAAACACUAAAGCACACACUGAACAAGAAUGGAGAGAACGUAGAAGCUUUCGCUUUGAAGGAAAUAGAAAAUCUGAAAAGGUUCCGAGAUGAGAUCAAUUCUAUUCUUGAUGAAAAGGAAAUCACUCUGCUAGAUAUGAUUAACACUUUUAAAAGGAAGGAUGAGCACAUGUUGGAACAUUCAAACCAAUGUUUACAAACGAUUCGGUCAGAUUAUCAAACACUGCAGAAGAUGUUUCAUGACGAGCCAAAGGAUGACAUCAAGUUGUUUGUAUCUUGCCAUUUAGUACAGCAAAAACUCGAGAUGCUGCAAAAUCAACUGCAAAACAUUUCCUUAGAGAGCAAACAGGUUCAGGAAUAUCAAUUCAAUAAAGAUGAAGAUUUGUUAACUUUAUUAAAGUCACCGACUGCAUAUGGAACAGUAGCGUUAAAGACGGAGGGUAUUAAUCGAGAGUGGCAGGAACAUUUGCUGAACAAUAUAAAGCAAGGACUUGAUUCUGUCUUGAUUGCUCGAAGAAAAGGCAAACAUAAAGCAUGGUGCUACUUGUGACGGAUGCAAUAUGCAAAUUGUCGGACUACGUUACAACUGUAUAACUUGCCCGGAUUAUGAUUUGUGUCAGGCGUGCUUUGACAAAGCAGUACAUAUUGGACAUGAUAUGAAGCAAAUUUCCUACCAAAGCCAUGGUAUUGGACGUAGCCUUACCGGCAACUUUGUGCAUCGAGGGCUUCAUUGUGAUGGUUGCAACGCAACACCAAUUAUUGGAACUCGUUACAAAUGCGUGUCGUGUUACGAUUACGAUUUGUGUGACGGUUGCAUGAGUAAACGAGUUCACCCUAACCACAGCUUCAAAAGGAUCACAGGAUUCGAAAAACUGACUACGCUACAACAAUCAGUGUUUAUGGGACUGGGUAUUUUCCCAUUCGGCUUCAACACUUAGGGGGAAUAUGGGAAGAAGACCCAGACAGAAAAGAGGUGGAAGACCAGGGUUUUUCUACUUCAAAAAGAUCAUGUAGGAUCUAAACUAUUUGCAAGCCACUUAAUUGUGUCGGGUCAAUAUAAAAUGAAUCUGCUUCCAUCAAUUGAAUCCUUACUGUAUUUUUUGUUAUCCUCCAUAUUGCAAAACAUCAACGAACCUAAAUUACUUCAAACAUGUAUUAUGAUUGUUUUGAAAUGUUUUGCCUGUUUGUUUGUUUUGACCAUUUUGUUCAAUUAGAAAUUUUCUUUAGUUGCGUUUAAUUGACACAAACUGUGUUUAAAUCAUUGAAAUAAGUUUUCUAAAGAAGACAAUUGUAUUUGCUAAAUUGUACCGUAUUUGUGAAAUGUGAAACUGAAAGUUGUUACAUUAUAAUGUUCUUAGUCAUCUAUUGUGAUGCCUAACGAAUGAUUACCAGCAAAGUUAGUUGCUUAAUUACACUUUAUAACUAGUAUUAUCAGGUGUGUGUGUGGAGGGGGGGGGUCAAUUCAGCACGCAUAAUGCGAAACAAUAAGUAUAAUGCCUAAUGAUCAAGAAUAAUUCAUUAAGAUGGCCACGUCUAAAAUUUGCUCUGGACUCUUAGCAUAGUUUUAUGGAUUUUCGCAAUUAUUCUGUUAAAAAAGGUGAACUAUUUUGGGAAUAUGUGUUUGUGUUUAGUGAGCUAUGGGAAAAUCUGGCAGGAAUAAAGUGUCUAAACGUAAAAAGGGUAGCAGUACGGAUGAAUAGUUUUUAACCCCGAGUAAAGUGUUCAAAAUCGGAAGCCCGGUAGAUAAUAAAGAGGGUCAAAUCUCAGUAAGUGAAAUUUUGAAUCAAACAAACACUGUACUUUUUGAUGAGUCUGCUGUAUUUAACGAAAGCAAUUGUGAAAGCGCUUCAGAUAAAAUCAUUAAUAGCCCAAUUGCUACGAUGGCCAGUAACGCGCCUUUCUAAACAUUUUUAAACGUGCUGGAGAAGUUUCAAGGUCAAAUUAACCAAAUCAACGUAGAAGCCAGACUAGAAACACUAAAUACUAUGGAGAAAAAGGCUGACGAUUUUGUUAGAGAUUUGAAGAAGCUAUAGACCUUGGUGCAUGAUUCAAAUACACGUUUGAUGAGAAAAUCAAUACCAUUGAUGAAAAGGUUGAGCAUCUGGACUUCCGGCAAUCGAAAAUACAGUCAAAUGUAGAAGCUUUAGAAAAACAAAAUUUAAGGAUGAAAAACGAGUUAGUUUAUAUGAAAUCGCAAAGCAUGAGAAACAAUUUGAUCUUUGGUGGAAUUGAAGAGGGUCUGGAGGAGAAACAAGCUGAUAUAGGUUCGUGAAUUCCUAAAAUCUAAACUAAAUCUGGCACAGGAACUGGUUACUGCAAUGAAGAUUGAACGUGCUCAUCGUAUCGGUGCUCAUAUCCAGAAUGGGGGUAAUCCACGUCCUCGCAACAUUGUGUACAAAUUCACCGAAUUCAAGGAUCGCGAAACGGCCCGAAAGCAAUGUCGCCAGCUGAAAGGCACAACUUUCUUCUUAAGUGAGCAGUUCCCUGCUGAAAUCAUGGAAGCACGACGAAGGCUUCUACCUAAACUAAAGGCGGCCAAGCAAGCUGGAAAACGGACCUGGCUAGUGUUUGAUACACUAUACGUUAAUGGGAGUCCGGUAACAUCUGACUAGAAUACAUCGGAGAAUGAACUAAAAAUACUUGUCUGGAAUUGUAAUGGUCUAACGGAAAAUAAACUGUCUGACGAAGAUUUUCUUAAGAUAUUUACAAAACAUAAUGUUGUAAUUCUAUCUGAAUCAUGGACUAAUUCUGGCUCUAGUUUAAAGGUUGAAGAGUUUAAGUGCUAUAAUGUUUUUAGAAAAUAUAAACAUAAAAAGGAAAAAAAAACAUAGUGGCGGCAUAGUUAUUUAUGUAUAAUAUAAAAUAAGUAAAGGAAUAUCAAUUGUUAGGAAUUAUUUUGACACUAUUAUAUGGUUGAAAAUUGAUAAAAAAAUACAUUUUAUUGGAUGAUGAUAUAUAUUUAUGUUGUCAGUAUUUAUAGGCAGAUAAUUCACCAAUUAACUCUGUAUAUGAAGUAGAUUUGUUCAAUAUUGUUAGUGAUGAAAUGUAUCAUUUUGAAAAUUAAGGGAAAGUCAGUUGCUAGUCGGAGACUGGACUUGUAGAGUAGGUGAUAGGACAGAUCAUAUUUUGCACGAUAAAGUAGUAUCCGAUUUAGACUCGGAGGACUAUUUACCUAACAAAACUAGAGUACGGGCCUCUCAAGAUAAAUUAUGUAACACACGAGGGACUCGCAUGCUUGAUUUUUGUAAGGCCACUAAUAUGCGCAUUGUCAAUGGGAGAUUAGGCAAGGAUAAUAACAAAGGGUCAUACACAUAUUUCAGUCGUAAUGCAUGUAGCACUUUUGACUACUUGGUGAUGAGAAAAAUCGAGUUUCCAAUCAUAAGGCAUUUUAAAGUAGGUCCGUUCAAUGCAUUCAGUGAUCAUGCGCCGUUAUUAUUUGAAAUUCUAGUUUAUGGGCGUAAACUAGAUAGAAACCCGCGGCCUAAUAUUGAGACAAGCCAUACAAGUGGUGUGAAAACAAUAAAACCCUAUUUAGAAGAGAUUUGAUAGCGAAUCUAAAUACUAUCAAUAUUAUAUUCAACGAUUUGCACUCUUGACGGCCAUGUGACAUUGAUAAAUUGGUCGAAGAAUUUUCGUCUGUAGUGCUUAAAAGUGCGGACCCAUAUUUUUAGAAAAUGUUAAAAUGCCUGGUUUGACCACGAAUGCUUUACUGUAUUUAGAGGCAUUCAAUAACUUUAAGGUAUAUAAAUCUGAAUUAAAUAGAUCAGUUUUGUGUGAUAAAAAGUGUGCAUUUAAAAUGCUUGUUAAAAAGAAGAAGAGGGCGUGUAGGACGCGUUAUGCUCAAGAUUUGUACGAGUUGCGAAGUAAAAAACCAAAAGAAUUCUGGAACUACUUUAAAUCUAAAAAAAACAACGAUACUGAUUUUAAUAUCGAUGAUACCACAUUUGAAGCACUUAACGCUGGCAUAACUCCUAAGGAAAUUCGUCUUGCUGUGAAAGGUAUUAAACGUAAUAAAUCCUUAUGUCCGAUUGAUAAUUUACUAAAUGAGUUUUUUAACGAUACCAUAGAUAUUUUAGUCGGUCAUUUAACGGACUUAUUUAACAUCAUUCUCGACGGAUGUUAUUUCCCUUUGUCUUGGUCAUACGGUUUCGUCGUACCGAUACAUAAGAAGGGUGACGUUAAUGACCCCAACAAUUAUAGAGGCAUACCUUAGUUAGUAAUCUAGGAAAAAUAUUUACACGUGUACUCACUAAAAGAGUCGAACACUGGUUCGAUGAAAAUAACUUGCUGUCGGAUGCCCAGUUUGGUUUUCGAAAGGCAAAACUUAAUAUUCAUAACUUGCAUCUGCACAGUACGUUUUGUAUGGCUGAAUAUUUUAAUUUAUUAUAUAACAAAACUAAUAGAAAAUACCUCACUCAAUUACGUGUAUCAGCGCAAAGGACUGCCAAGAAAUAAAAGAUUAUGUUUAUUAUGUCAAAUACAGGAAAUUGAGGAUGAAUUUCAUUUUGUUAUAAGAUGUAAUUGUUUCAAUGACCUCCGUUCAUUUUUUAUUUGAAAGUAUUUUUAUGUAAAACCCAGCAUGUUUAAAUUUACUCAACUAGUUAGUAGUAAUAACAAAACAAGUAUUGUAAAUAUAUGUAAUUUUUUGUACAGGCAAAUAAUAGAAGAAACCUAUUAAUCAAUGAUAAUGUUUAACUCGUAACCGUAGAAUCACUGUUGUAACCACUAAUCAUCUGCAUUUCCAUAUCUAUAUGUAUCUAAAUAACUAGAUAAACAGCUUCUUAUAUCUAUUAUUAUUCACAAUAUUGUUAUACAUGAACAUUCUCCAUAUUUCUUGAGCUAUUCUUGGAUUGUUAUUGAUAUUGGCUACCUUGUAACGAUGAUCACACUCAUGAAUAUUUUAUUUAAUUGUAUGUAUUUGUUUGACGAGAUGCUUUGUUGCAUAAGUCGAAACAAAUUUCUGUUCUGUUCUGUUCCUAAUGCCAAUUUAUGUGAAAUAUGUUCUUGUUAGAAAAUCUUGAUUUUACCAUUUUGAAAAAAGACGUGUAUGUUGUGUGUGUAUAAUUUCAAUUAUAAUUUCCAAAUAUUACCUUCAAUUUUUAAUUGUCUUUUCAUAUCUCACGUUUUUUAAUGGUUGGAAUCAUACAUGCAUAAGCUGCAACAAGUAGAACCUAUUUAAAGAUUUUUUGUUCUAUAUUUAUUUAUCAUUGAGGUACACCGGGUAAUUCAGCUGUUUGGUGUUCUUCACCCAAAUUCACGAACAUUAACCUAGCAUUUUUAAAAGUUCUCCAAAAUCCUUUUGACAUGAUAUUGCAACACCUGUUCCCCAACAUCUUCUACGAGUUUCAAGUUGCCUUAAAGAUUUAAUAUAUAGUUAGUUUGUGGCUACUGGAUUUAGCCCCAUUGUUCAUAAUUUGCAUUUGUAUCACACAGUAGUGCUUAUCAUUCUGUCGCU
This is a messenger RNA of Mya arenaria, 6006 nucleotides long. RefSeq names its product E3 ubiquitin-protein ligase TRIM33-like. Bases 103 to 1101 code for a protein of 332 amino acids. NCBI's taxonomy places the organism in Eukaryota, Metazoa, Mollusca, Bivalvia, Myida, Myidae. The record is from RefSeq and is a predicted model, not a curated record. The transcript is spliced from 4 exons.